Molecule: messenger RNA, 1166 nt
Organism: Schistosoma curassoni
Lineage: Eukaryota; Metazoa; Platyhelminthes; Trematoda; Strigeidida; Schistosomatidae
Source: the annotation of a GenBank genome assembly
UAACCGCUGCGCUCAAAAGUGAAGUACAAUAACGAGUUGGACAAUCUGCUUCUAGUUUCGAUCACAAAACUGUCCUAAUUUGAGGCUUGUGUUAUUUCUGUUUGUUGUCGAUUGCUUUUAUUUAUAAAAUAUUCUCCCAUACGUUGCCCUUCACACUUUCCAAGAACACAACAUAAACCUGAAAGUCACAAUUAUGGACACUGAUUUUAGUAGUGGAAGUGGAGAACUACGAGGACCAGAAACUUCAUAUUUGAUUGAAUGUGUUGGAUCAGUUUUACGGCAGUAUAUAGCUGAAGUCCUAAUUAAACGGCCUGUGGAUCCAAUCGAUUAUUUGGGUCGCUGUUUAAAAAAUUAUAUAAGAAUAAGAGAUAUUGAAAUAAAAGAAUCUAUGGAAAACAAUGAAAUAAUCAAUUUGAGUCAAUUAGAAGAAAACAAAACUUCAUUAGAAACUAAAAAUGAGGAAGAAACUUCAAAUCUCACUACAGAAUCGAAGAAUAAUGAACAUCACUCAGAUGACAAAAUGAUUAAUAACGAUAUAGAUAUGAAUAACAUUAAUGAAAUUGAAGCUAAUAAUAAUAAUAAUAAUAAUAAUAAUAAUAAUAAUAAUAAUAAUAAUAAUAAUAAUAAUAUAGAGGUUCAGGAUAGAAAUCAAUUGCAAAGUGAUUCAGAGAAUUAUGUCAAAGAAUCAAUAAACCAAGGAGAAGUAGAUGAUGAUGAUGACGGUGAACGAAGUACAUUAAAAUUUGAUAAUGAAACUGAUGAUGAAAUCACUUUUGAAUCACAAAGUAAACAAGAUAUUAAUGAAACACCAUUAGAAGAUAUUACUGAUCGUGAUCAUGAUGAUGAUGAUGAUCAAACAGAAGAAGUAACUGAUUCUGAAUUACAAUAAACUGUUACAUUAUGUAUUACUAUUUCAUUAAUCAUUUAUUUCAUGUAUGAAUGGGUCUGAGUAAGUGAAUGGAUGAGUGAUUGAUUGAUCAAUGGAUUGAGUGCUUAUUAUAGAAACAAGUUCGAGUGUAGUAAGCACAUCAUCAUCUUUGAUCAAGUUAAUAUAUUCCAAUAUUUCCCUAGAACGUUUUCAUUUAUUUACAGUAUAGAAAAUCUGUAUUUAAACUUAACUUAUACUAUUAGGUAACUAAUUUUAAUAAUAUAAAGAUGAUAUUCUA